CCGGAUCACGAGGGUUGUCAGAAAGCUUAAAACUCGACCGAAACGCUGCAAAAGCAGAACUGUUUGGUUUGUUGUUGUGAACUUGUAGCUAGUUAGAUUUUUUAUUUAUUUAUUAUACACUAACGAUACAUCAUCAACGCUAUUGAUAUCAUGGAUGCGUUUCACAGACAUCGUUCUCUUCACAAGGGGACGACUCCACCAUGGAAGGAAACCUACAGGAAGCGUUGCGUGGACAGGUUGAAGAACAGCCGAUCCAGGUUACUGGAGAAGUACCGUCAGAUGGGAGAUGGUCAACACUGCAGCGCCAAGGGCUCUGUUUUCGUCCAGGAGGUGAUGGAGGAAGAGUGGAACGCGCUUCAGUCAGCCAACCGAGGGCUGCCCUCCCUGUGGCGUAACGACGGACUGGAAGAGAUGUACAGUGUCAUGAAGGAGUAUGAUGAACUGGCAGUGUUCGAAGAAAUCCAACAGGAACUUAUGUCACAAGAGCUCUCCAUCAUUGAGGAAUAUGAGAAAAGCAUGCGGAUUGAGGAGCAGUACUUGAAUUCAGUUGUGGAAGGACUGGAAGGGGGAAGGCAAAUCAUUUGUCCCAUAUGUCAUUUGCACAACCUAACUGUGAACAGCCAUUUUACCUCCUGUCCCUGUGGGCUUUACAUCAACACAAGGCAAAGCAACGUGACCCCAGAGUCUCUGCAGUGUUUGUUGGAGAGGAGGGUAACUGAACACAUGGAGGAUUGUCUUCAGAACCCGGUCUUCUCCAUGGCCUCCAAUGCAGAUAGCUCCCCUAACCUCAUGAUGAGCUGCAAGGCUUGUGAUUACCUGUCCAUAGUUCUGUGAAUCACCCGUCCUACCGGGGGGGAAAAGCUGAUUUUUAACCCUCCUGUGUCCGUGGGAGGAUUUUUGUUCUCUGAAAUAAAGACUAUAUUUGUA
Oncorhynchus masou masou (cherry salmon) is the source of this 927-nucleotide messenger RNA. It is a transcript of the gene rpain, whose product is annotated as RPA interacting protein. Gene Ontology annotation, cellular component: nucleus; PML body. The transcript has 7 exons. Gene Ontology annotation, biological process: protein import into nucleus. The record is from RefSeq and is a predicted model, not a curated record. The coding region runs from base 151 to 834 and encodes 227 amino acids. NCBI's taxonomy places the organism in Eukaryota, Metazoa, Chordata, Actinopteri, Salmoniformes, Salmonidae.